Molecule: messenger RNA, 1812 nt
Organism: Erpetoichthys calabaricus (reedfish)
Lineage: Eukaryota; Metazoa; Chordata; Cladistia; Polypteriformes; Polypteridae
Product: zona pellucida sperm-binding protein 3-like
Exons: 7
Coding region: 529-1626 (365 amino acids)
Biological process (GO): binding of sperm to zona pellucida; egg coat formation; positive regulation of acrosome reaction
Cellular component (GO): extracellular matrix
Molecular function (GO): acrosin binding
Source: RefSeq, a predicted model, not a curated record
UUAAGUAUCUCUUACAAGGACAAAAUAAUACCAGGGAUAACCUCAACAUGUACAAGGGGAGAACAUACAAACUGGACAUAAAGAAUUCUGGCAGGAAUCUUAAACUAUAACUUAGGCAUUAUAUGGCAACAGCGAAAGCCCCACUAAAAUAUGUAAUUCCAUAUGCUUAGAAUCAUUGUUGGAAAUUAUUCAUAAUAACGUGCCCCGCCGAUCUGUAAUUUGUAUAUUGCAAAUUAAUGUCGAAAUCACUUGAUUAAAAAUAUAUUGUUAAACCUUUUCCUCACACUUACCUCUCACACUCAGCAUACAGUACUGUGUAUCUGUUUCCAAUCGUGUUUUACAAAUAGAGCCUUAACGUGAGAUUUUUUUGCCCCCUUGUGCAUAAACCCAGUUUACCCUAAUCUCCUUCGGCUAAACGUCAAGCGGCGAACUCUCGCAGACAGCCUCGCGUUGUUGUGACGUUGGCUCAUUUAAGCGCCCGCGGGCUUGCGAUAACAAAGUGCAUGCUCCUCAACGUCGUAAAGCGAAAUGUACGUGUGCUGUUUCAUGUUCAAUGUGGCGCUGGCAGCGCUGUGGCAGACUAUAAAUGCUAAUGUGCCGGCCCGUUCUUUUGUCGUUCCUUUUGAGGUUACCCCUUUCCCACUGCGUCUCAUCAGCCCACGAGUGAAAGUACCAUUUGGUGACGAGAUCCCUGUGGCGGUGCGACGCGUCCUAACACAACCUGUCUUGCUUCCGGGGGCCGCUGCCAAUCCUGGCGUGUCGGUAAAGUGUGGAGCAGUCAUGAUGGAAGUCCGUGUGCGGAAGAAUUUCCUUGGCGUGGGCAGUGUAGCCUCGGAGCUCAAGCUAGGGUCUCACUGUCGGAGCAAUGUGGUGGACCGGGAAAGAGGAGAUUUGUUGUUCGUCUACCCGCUGCGGGCCUGUGAAACCAGACGUCUGGUGCUUCCUGGCAAGGUGAUCUAUAAAAAUGUACUUCAUUAUGUCCCAAGAAAAAAUUUGGGAAUUAUUCGGAGGAGUCAUUCAGUUGCCAUCCCCAUUGAGUGCUUCUAUUACAAGUUUCAUCAUGUUUACAAGCUUGUGGCACACCCUGUUUUUAAAACUGCAAUUGUUGCAAAAGCACUAGAAAGCCAGCUUGGUUUCCAGCUAAAAUUAAUAAACAGCACAUGGAUAGAUUCUCGGAAGAAGGAAUACCAAAUUGGACAAAUCGUGCAGUUGCAGGCUAUUAUUAAUCUUGAUGAUAAAAAGAAAAAGCUUUAUGUCAAGUAUUGUUUUGCAACAAUGUCUCCAAAUCAUCGUUCAAAGCCUCAGUACGUCUUGGUUGAUAAUUAUGGAUGCUUGAUGGACAGUAAGUUUGGAUCUGGACAGUCCCGUUUUGUACCCCCUCGAAAGUACAACAUGAUUAGAAUGGAUGUGAAGGCUUUUCAGUUCAACCGAAAACCAAAUUCUGAGAUCUAUAUUCACUGUUCCAUGGUUCUGACAGAUAAUCAUCCACCAACAGAGAUGACCAAGUCCUGCAGCUAUAACCAAGUCACACAGAGAUGGGAAGAACUGGAGGGUUUGGAUGAAGUGUGCCAGUGUUGUGAUUCUACGUGUGGAGAGCGCUUUCACUCAUCAAAUCCUGGCAAGUAAUUAAAACAUAGUUGGAGGAAUGUAAAGACCUAACAAAAAUGCCUGGAGUUUAGUUGGGAAGGAGACUUUAGGUAGGUUUUGGUAUAUGCUGAGUUGGCACUGAUGGAUAGACAAGAUUCUAUGUUCUGUAUAAAUGUUCUACCACACAUUAUAACACAAGCUGGUUCUCCAUAUGUUGUGUUCAUG